UCUGUCCCUCUCUCUUUCUCUGUGGAAAAUGGUGUGUCCUCCUCCAUCACUGCUAGUCGUAUAUUAAGUAGGAAGUCACCGUCUUCAAUCACAAGUUGGUGUCUCUUCAGAUACAUGCUUCAGGUUUACUGUCUUCUUCCUCUAAUAUGGAUGUUGAAAUGGCAGCUGAGAGAAACUUCUGGUAGAGAAGGAAGAUAGAGAGAGAGAGAGAGAGAGAGAGAGAGAGAAAGAGAGAGAGAGCAUCAUCAUGGACGUGUACGAGGCGACGAGGGUGGUGUUGGCGAGGAUACAGAGCUUGGACGCGGUGAACGCGGCCAAGAUCAUGGGGUACAUCUUGAUCCAGGAGCACGGCGACAAGGAGAUGAUCCGCCUGGCUUUCGGCCCCGAGGCCCUCCUCCACUCCGUCGUCCUCAAGGCUCGCAAGGAGCUCGGCCUUGCCGCCCCUGCUCCGCCCCCCUCCUCCUCCUCCUCCUCCGCUACCUCUCCUGCCGCAGGUGGCGUCGCCUCCCCUUCUCCCUUUGGCCUUUUGGCUCGCCAGAACUCCUCUUCCCGCUUCUCUACCAACUUAGUCUCCUCCCCCACCUCCUUCGCUCCGCCGCCUGUCUUCUCCCGCGCUGGUAGAGCGAACGGCGCUCUGAACGGGUCCCUGGAGGAGCUCCAGGCCUCCGAGGAGCUCCUCAGCCCCGGCAGCCCGAGUCCCUCUCCCUUCUUCAACGGCUGCGGAACCGCUGGCGACUCGCUCGUCGAUGAGUUCCACCUCCAAGACCAGCUCUCCUUCCUCCACGAUCAGGCCCCCUGCCACUCCCUUCCUAUUGGCCCCAGAUCCGUCGCUGCCGGCGGCGGAGGCGAUCUCUUCAGUCCGGACAUCGGGUCUCAUAGUCCGAGCGGCAGCGGAGACGGGCUGCUGUUUCCUUAUAGAAUGGGAUGGGGUGUCAACGGAAACCACCAUCGCCGGAGCUGGUCCGCUGCUGAUCUCCCCCUUCGUUCGGACGCCAUCGCAGCCGCGGGAUUCAGUUGGAAGCCGUGCCUCUAUUUCGCCAGAGGUUACUGCAAGGACGGGACCGCGUGUCGCUUCCUCCAUGAUCUGCCGGACGAGACCGUCGCGGCGGUAGCUGCGGGCGCGAGAAUGGACGCUGCGGUGGAGCAGCAGUGCCAGGAGCUGCUGCUGAGAUCUAAGAGCCAGAGGAUCGGGGGCGGCGGGGCGUCGCAGCUGACUGCGUCGGCCUUCCCUUACUCCCCGCUUGGUUCCCUGCCCUCCUCUCCAUCAGCCACGAGCAAAUGCCUCGACUUCCUGCUCCAGCAGCAGCCAAGCGAUAGCCCAAGGGCCGCAGCGGCGGCGGCGGCAGCAGCGCUAAUGCGAACGAGGAUGGAGAGGGGCGAUUUCGCAGGGAUGACCAAUCCUGGGUCGAGGCAGAUCUACUUAACCUUCCCCGCAGACAGCACCUUCACCGAAGAAGACGUCUCCAACUACUUCAGCAUCUACGGGCCAGUACAGGACGUGCGGAUCCCGUUCCAGCAGAAGCGAAUGUUUGGGUUCGUCACCUUCGUCUACCCCGAGACGGUGAAGCUGAUCCUGGCUAAAGGAAAUCCCCACUUCGUCUGCGAUGCUCGGGUUCUCGUCAAGCCUUACAAGGAGAAGGGGAAGGUCCCCGACAAGUGCAGGAAGCCGCAACAGCAGCAGACUGAGAGGGGCGACUUCGCUGCAUGUACGACUCCUACCGGCCUGGAAUCCAGAGAUCAAUUUGACCUUCAACAGCUUGCAGCAAGGAUGCUGUACAACAGCGGCAGCAGCAGUCAGGAGCUACUGCUGCGGAGGAAGCUGGAGGAGCAGCAGCAAGCGCUGGAACUGCAGCAGGCCAUCGAGCUGCACGCGAGGAGACUCAUGAAUCUCCAGCUCCUCGACCUCAAGAACCGGACUCUGUGCUCCUCAGCCCCCGCCUCCGUCAACUCUCCCACCAUCAAAGCUGCUCCAGCAAUCACUAUACCUACAGCCGAUACCCCGAGCAGCAGCGGCAGCAGCAGCAGCAGCAGCCAAGAACAAUCACCAACCGGAGUCCAGAAGAUGAACAGCUGCAAUGGCUUCCGCGAACACAAGACGGUCAACUCUGCUGAUAAGAAGGAAUCUGGUGAUGAGGCAAACCCCAACAAGGAUGGCGAUAUCCAUGAAAGCGCCGAGCAUAACUUGCCCGAUAGCCCCUUCGCCUCGCCUAAAAAAUCUUCGAUCGUGCCCGAUCCUUUCUCCGUCCCUGAAAUGGAGAUGGCAGCUGCCGCUGCUGCUUCCGUGAACGAUAGUAGCAGCAGCAACACCUACCUGAUUGCCUCUACAUUGCCACCAUCCUCUUCCACGUUGGACAUGGCUUCCCACAAAUCAUGCUUCUUCCAAAUGCCAAGGGUCUCCUCCACUCAUGGAGCCAUUGGAAUGUAGAGUUGGUAAUGAGGAAGCCCUCCAUGGAUCACAGAAAAAGCAAUGAGGAGUUUGAUUGUAACCUUCUAUAGUGUAAGCUACUAAGCUCCAUAGGUAAUCCAUUCUAUGCCACAGCACAAGGUCAUGGAAAGGAGCAGCUUCAGUAACCAGAAUCAGCUAUAUACUACUACUGCUACUGCUACUACUACCAUCUGCCACUACUGCAGCUUCUCAUCACCAUCCAAUCCAUUAAGAUACUCCACCAUCUCACAGACACCAAACAGAAGAAGAGAACAGGAAAGGACAAACAGCAGACUGAUUUCUGUAAAGGAUAGCUCAGUAAGAGAUAAAAGCAGCACAGAGAAGGAGGUGACCAACAAAAAGAGACUAGGUGUGAUCAUUUCCCUGCUGCCUGCUUGUAGAGUGGUCUCUUCUACCUCCCACCUCCCUUUGGUUGCUUUUUGCCAUCUCUAAUUGUGACAAACAUAUAGACAAAGAAAUGUGUUCAGAUAGUCAUAAAUAUGUAGUUCUGCAUUCCUCUA
Musa acuminata subsp. malaccensis (wild Malaysian banana) is the source of this 2946-nucleotide messenger RNA. Its product is annotated as zinc finger CCCH domain-containing protein 53. The record is from RefSeq and is a predicted model, not a curated record. NCBI's taxonomy places the organism in Eukaryota, Viridiplantae, Streptophyta, Magnoliopsida, Zingiberales, Musaceae. Gene Ontology annotation, molecular function: RNA binding; metal ion binding.